Talaromyces stipitatus ATCC 10500 is the source of this 3761-nucleotide messenger RNA. RefSeq lists its product as uncharacterized. Bases 1 to 3525 code for a protein of 1174 amino acids. The record is from RefSeq and is a predicted model, not a curated record. The transcript is spliced from 6 exons. Gene Ontology annotation, molecular function: metal ion binding. NCBI's taxonomy places the organism in Eukaryota, Fungi, Ascomycota, Eurotiomycetes, Eurotiales, Trichocomaceae.
AUGGAGCAAUCAACAUCACAACCAACAGCCCAGGAUAAUAAUGCUCAGUCUGCUGUUGAUGAGGCUUCAUUUCCUACCGAUUACUGGAAUAAUAUCGAUGGCAUAUAUCCGGAAUUAGAUGUUCAACAAUCAGACCAACAGAUGCAAUCCCAUCAGCAACAGGCCCCCCAAGGCAUUACAUGGGAUCAUCCAAUAUUUUCACAGACCAACCAGCAGCCUGAGCGACAGGCAUCAUUUUCUCAGCAGAAUGAACAUAUCCGAGAUUUCUACUCCGGGACACCUCAGACAUGGGGCCAACCGGCUUCUUCAGCCCAGACGGCAAAUGAAGUUUCUGGUCAAGCAUACGGACUUUCUCAUCAACAUCCGUACCCCAUGCAGCAGUUCCCUCAGGAUCAGGUCUCUUUUAAUGCUCGCACGCUAAGUCCUGAUAAUCUUGCUUAUCAAUAUUCGAUACCUGGCCAAUACUAUCAGCAACCUGGUCUACAGCCUGCAGAUCCAUAUGCUCAGCAACAGCCCCGACAUCAGGCGAUUGCUCCCCGGCCUCCAUCGACUCAGCAGCAGGCCGUUCUGCCCGCAGGUUCCCAGUCUACGCAAGGCCAUCAGUAUAUCAUGCCAGCUUCUAAUGUGGCAGGCACAGCACAGGCACGCAACUUCAACCAAUACGGAGAUGCGGCAACUCCAGGCAUGAACUUUCAAAGCACGAUCGACCCACAGUUCCUUUCUUCACUUCAAGAAGCAGCUGGUGGGCCCUCUCAAUCAUCCCAGAACCAGUUCUUGUUCUAUAACCCUAUUGCCUCGUCUUACGACCGCCCCAAUGACCCAAAGGCAUUUCAAGCUUUUCCCGACAACCUGAGCCAACUCAAUGCUGAGCAGCUCAAUGCUAGACAACAGUUAGCCCCUGGAUUAAUGGCGCAGCUGCCACAAAUAGCACCCUAUCCUACCGGUCCUGGCAUGCUAGCCCCAAAGCCAGCUGCAGCUCAAGUGAUAACCCCACCUAAGAAACGCGGAAGGCCGAGGAAAUACCCGCUGAAAUCGCCCAGCACGAAAGGGAGAUCCGCUUCGGACUCCGAGAGUUCUGAUUCAGAGUUGGAAGUCGAGGAACCGGACGAACCUUCACCUCUACCCGCAGUGCGUCCAGCAGAUCCAGAGGGAGCUGUUCAAUACGAUACAAUUAAAGCAAUCUGGUCGCCACGUAAUAAGUAUCCUAGCGUGGAUAAGAUUAAGAAUGCCCUUGUUGCGUUCAAGGACGUGGUAAAAACAGUCAGGGAUGAAUGGAAGUCUCUCAGUCAGGCAAUGAAGGACGCCGAGAACCAAAACAACAACGAGAUAGCGUCGGAGUUGAGAAACAAAGUGGUUCAGCAACGGAAACUAAUCAACACCGUUAUCACCGCGACGUUAGACAAAGGCCACCCUGUUAUUAUUGAAAAAUUAGGGGAACACCCAAUGGCUGUUGCAGCGUUAUACUCUUUUCUGCUUGAUCGUCACCAAGCCUCAGACUAUGAGGGCGUGCUACUGGUGAACAUCCUGACGUUAUUAUCACGUUUCACGACAAUGGACGACGAUGUCCUUCUCAAGACUAAUGUCUCCAAACUUUUGCCAAGGAUCAUCAAAAAGGGUAUCCAACCGGGCAAAGAUCUUGCUCAAAAGAUAUUGGACAACGCAGCUCAAUCAACGAAACGGAAGCAAGAGUCUUCGAGCAGCUCGCCUGGCCGAGAUGCAACUCCUGACAAAUCGAGUGAAACUUCGUCUGUGACCGGAAUCAAGCGGGUCCGCGAUGGAGAAUCGAAUGGUCUUCCAGCCACCAAGAAGAUGGUGACGCCAGGUGCAGCAGCAAAAGGUGGUCCUUCUACUAAGGUGACUGUCGGCAACGCUGCCAAAGCCGCGGAUGGGAAAGCCACUACCGCACCAGCUGCACGACCUAAAGCCAGCAUCGUUCCUCCUAAGCCAACCAGUCUUUUUGGCAGUCUCACCUCUGCAUCCAAGAAGCCCGGAACAUCCAAUGCAGCACGAGCUGCUGCCGCCGCUGCCGCUGCGGCUAAGGAGAAAGGGGGUGCUGUGGCCGAAAAGAAGAAUUCACCACAACCAGCAUCGGCCAAACCAGCUUUCUCGUUUGGCGACCUUUUGGCAGACCUCAGCAAGAAAGAGGAAGCCAACGCCAAGAAAGCCUCUGAUGACCAGCCUCCUGAAACCGAAGAAGAGCGUGAAAAGCGCCUUCGAAAGGAAGCACGACGGAAACUUCGUGUCAGCUGGAAGCCAGACGAUUCCCUUACUGAGGUCCGUUUGUUCACCCACGAUCCUGAAGAAGUUGGUGGUAUGGAUGAUGGCCUAAAGAGGGAUGUGGACGAUAUUAAAAGUGAAGGUCGUAUGCUUAAACUUCAUAAAGACCUGGAUGUGGACGACGAGGAAGAGGUGGAGCCGCAGGAGGAAGAAAUCCAUCCUUGGACAAGCCUGCCUACGGCUGAACCGGAUGGGUUGAGCAGUGAGGAUCGAGCAAACAACUUCAUCAAACGAGGUGGAGACAAGGAGCCGGACAGCCCUGAGAAGUUGGCGCAGGAAAGCAGAGAAGCCACUACCUUAAUGGUUUUCUAUACCUCUGCUGCAGAUGUACCAACUUCUCCUAAAGAACCACCAGUGCCUACUGACGAGGAGCCUCCCACAACGCAACUGCCGUUUGGAGAGCCGGAUGACAAGAUCAAGGCCCGCUCGGCUCGCUACUUUGCCAUGGUAAACACACAACCCGCACCGACCGCUGCGCCUGUUGUACCUGCCAUACCUGCUGCACCCACUGCGCCAAUCCUUCCCGGCGCUCCUCUUGAUAUUGCCAAUCUACUGAAAGUUAUUCAAAAUGCACCUCAGCAGGCACGAUCUACACCACCUCCUGUGCUUCCUCUGCAAGCGGUGCAAUCACAGCCGAAUCCUCUCGCGAAUCUUGAGCAGACCAUCAAUUUAUUCCGACAGCAACAACAACAAGUACAGCCUGUCAUUCCCCAGAUUCCCCAGAUUCCACAAAUUCCUCAAAUCCCCCAAGUUCCUCAGGUUCCUCAAAUUCCUGUUUCCGCUCCAUCAGGGCAACCAAUUGACUUCCAGAAGAUCCUUGCCGUGCUGAAUGCUUCGAAGCAGUUAGCCCAACAACAGCAACCAGUCGCUCCACAAAUGCCUACUACACAACCAGGAAUCGCUCCCAAUCUAGCAGCACUGGUUUCCCAACUCAGUGGUAACCAAGCGGGCACCCCAAUCUCGCAACCACCACCACAACAACAACAACAACAACAACAACAGCCACCGCCAGCUCAAUCUUCCUCUGGUUUUUACGAAGACCCAGAACGGAAACGAUACCGUGACAUGGGUCGCGGAUACGACAACAAUGGCUACGGAAGCAACGCCAAACGCCCGCGUAUGUACGUUGAUCCCGAAGCCAAGAAACAUCCCCGCGCAGGAUCUGUGCCCUGUCGUUUCUGGCGUGAAGGCAAAUGUCUCAAGGGUGAAGAUUGCACUUUCCGUCAUGACCCUGCUGAUUUGGUUUAAUCGGUUGACUUCCUUGAUACCCUGAUCGUUAUGUCGUUUCUCUUUUCCGUUCCGCAUCAUGCGUGGUCAUAUCACUAUUACAGUGAGAGUUUUCAUCUAAAUCACGGCGUUUAUCCAAGCAUAUCUUCUUCUUCUUCAUAGAGGGCUUUCUUUCCUCGGCAAUCUCCUUACAGAGUAACAACACCCUGUAUAAUAAUAUUUGCAGUACUGGCGUUUUCAUUUUUCAUAUUUUCAGC